Microdochium trichocladiopsis is the source of this 441-nucleotide messenger RNA. RefSeq lists its product as uncharacterized. The transcript has a single exon. Gene Ontology annotation, biological process: nucleoside metabolic process. The annotation marks the transcript as partial. Lineage: Eukaryota; Fungi; Ascomycota; Sordariomycetes; Xylariales; Microdochiaceae. The record is from RefSeq and is a predicted model, not a curated record. Gene Ontology annotation, molecular function: catalytic activity.
UCCCCAAAUAACAUUACGGUCGCCAUUUUUUGUGCCCUUGUGGAGGAGUCUGUAGCCGUCAGAUAUACGCUGGACGAAGAGUUUACAUGCAAACCCUCCGGUAAGCAAAGCUACGUCUACAAAUAUGGCCGCAUCGGCGAUCACAGGGUUAUCAUUGCCGAACCAGUUGAGAUGGGAGCCGUCAAUGCAGCACACUGCGCUGCACAUGUCAGUCAGCAAUUCCCCAACGUCCGCCUUGCCUUAAUGGUUGGCAUCGGCGCGGGCAUUCCCAGCAACCAACUCGACAUCCGCCUUGGAGAUAUUGCUAUAAGCGUUCCUCGAGACGACCAACCCGGUGUUCUCCAGUAUGACUUCGGCAAGUACGAGGAUAGUGGCUUCGCGCGGAAAGGGGUACUAAACAAACCACCGCGCGUCUUAUUGAGCGCUAUCCACUCGCUAGAG